UCAACUUCUCGUGUCCAAUUUGUGUAAUUUGUGAAUUUUCCGCUCUUUAAUUAGUGCCCAUCAUCGUUAGUAUUUAUCUGCUUUUUUAUCUGGGAACGAAAGUCUCUGUCUUCAUUACCACCCGUUAAUUAAUCUGGUGCUUGCGUGCCUAUGCUUCUUCCGGUGUGCCGACAAGUUGAUAGAAAUGGGGGUCGCCCUUGUUUCUGACCCUGUGCAUCUUGCCUUUUCCCCCAACUAUUGAUGGUUUGCUUGUUAAUUCGCAUCUGCCCGUUUCUGGGUUCCGGUUCUUCCCUGAUCUGAAUCGGGUUUUCAUUGCGUAGUCGCUUCUUGGGGAGUAGUCAAAAGCAACUUUUCCGUUACUUUGGAUCAUAAACUUCUCCUGAGAUCUGGCCUUUUACAAGCUCAAUAAUAUAUGGGCUGAGGUGCACUUUUCAUGGGAGGUGUUGAGGAUGAGAGUGAACCAGCCUCAAAACGCAUGAAGUUAUCAUCCAGAGUUUUGAGAGGUCUUGUAAACGGUUCAUCUCGUUCAGAGCCUGUAGCUGGCUCUUCGAUAGAUUUAAUGGCUCGGCCCCUACCAAUUGAAGGGGACAAAGAAGUUAUUGGUUCAAAGGGUGUUAUCAAAAGAGUUGAAUUUGUAAGAAUUAUAGCGAAGGCAUUAUAUUCCCUUGGUUAUGAAAGGAGUGGUUCUCUCUUGGAGGUAGAGUCUGGGAUACCAUUGCAUUCCUCUGUGGUAAACAUGUUCAUGCAACAAAUACUUGAUGGUCUUUGGGAUGAAAGUGUGGUGAUGUUACAUAAAAUUGGUCUCUCAGAUGAAAAUUUAGUGAAGUCGGCCUCUUUCUUGAUAUUGGAGCAGAAAUUCUUAGAACUUUUGGAGCAGGAAAAAGUCAUGGAUGCUCUGAAGACAUUAAGGAAGGAGAUCACACCUCUUUGCAUAAAAAAUAGCAGGGUACGUGAGCUUUCAUCGUGCAUUGUCUCUCCAUCAUCAUGUGGGCUUCUUAAUCAGAAUAAAGUAAAUAGUGCAAGAGCAAGGUCCCGUUCAGAGCUUCUGGAGGAAUUGCAAAAAUUACUUCCUCCAACGGUUAUGAUUCCUGAAAGGAGGUUGGAACAUCUAGUGGAGCAGGCCCUUGUCCUGCAAAGAGAUGCAUGUGUGUUUCAUAACUCUAUAGAUAAGGAAAUGUCACUGUACACUGAUCAUCAAUGUGGUAAAGAUCAAAUCCCUUGUCGAACUUUGCAGGUUUUACAAUCACAUAAUGAUGAAGUCUGGCUUGUGCAAUUUUCACAUAAUGGGAAAUAUUUAGCUUCUGCAUCCAAUGAUCGAUCAGCAAUCAUUUGGGAGGUUGAUGAGAAUGGCAGCGUCUCAUUGAAGCAUAAAUUGAGUGGCCACCAGAAGCCGGUUUCUUCUGUCUGUUGGAGUCCAGAUGACCGACAGCUUCUCACUUGUGGAGUUGGGGAGACAGUGAGACGCUGGGAUGUCUCUUCUGGUGAAUGCCUUCAUGUUUACGAGAAAGCUGGCCAUGGCAUCAUAUCAUGUGCGUGGUUUCCAGAUGGAAAAUGGAUAUGUUAUGGUGUUAGUGAUCGGAGCAUCUGCAUGUGCGACUUGGAGGGGAAAGAGAUUGAAUGCUGGAAAGGGCAGCGAACUCUUAGUAUUUCUGAUUUGGAAAUUACUAGCAAUGGAAAGCAGAUCAUAAGUAUUUGUAGAGAAACUGCAAUACUUUUACUUGACCGGGAAGCAAAAUUUGAAAGAUUGAUAGAAGAACCUCAAACAAUAACUUCUUUCUCAUUGUCGAAGGAUAAUAGAUACUUGCUCGUUAAUCUCUUGAAUCAAGAGAUCCAUCUUUGGGAUAUACAAGAGGAUCUCAAGCUGGUUGCAAAGUACAAAGGUCUUAAGCGCAGUAGGUUUGUAAUCAGAUCUUGUUUUGGUGGACUAAAUCAGGCCUUUGUUGCCAGCGGUAGUGAAGACUCACAGGUUUACAUAUGGCAGAAAGGCUCGGGGGAGCUGAUCGAGCCUUUGCCAGGUCACUCGGGAGCUGUGAACUGCGUGAGCUGGAACCCAGCAAACCACCACAUGUUGGCGUCGGCCAGUGACGACCGCACCAUCCGGAUAUGGGGCUUGAAUGAGCUAAACACGAGGCCCAAGGGUGGUCGCUCCAAUGGGGUCCACUACUGUAAUGGUAAUGGCACUAGCUGAAGAAGAAGAAGAAGAAAGAUGAUGGCCUGUCAGUCGCUGAUACUGCUUUCUUAGCCAUUGCUUUGGUGUAAAUACUCUUAUGUUCAUCUAAAAAGCGGACACAUUCAUGUCAGACCAAGCAUGUGAAUCCUCAGCGAACUUCCUGGUAAUAAAUUUCUGAUAUUUCAUCAUAA
Messenger RNA from Rhodamnia argentea, 2361 nucleotides. RefSeq names its product WD repeat-containing protein 26 homolog. Gene Ontology annotation, molecular function: protein binding. The transcript has 5 exons. NCBI's taxonomy places the organism in Eukaryota, Viridiplantae, Streptophyta, Magnoliopsida, Myrtales, Myrtaceae. The coding region runs from base 434 to 2188 and encodes 584 amino acids. The record is from RefSeq and is a predicted model, not a curated record.